Pipistrellus nathusii (Nathusius's pipistrelle) is the source of this 1158-nucleotide messenger RNA. Lineage: Eukaryota; Metazoa; Chordata; Mammalia; Chiroptera; Vespertilionidae. The record is from the annotation of a GenBank genome assembly.
AUGGCUGUUUCCGCGGGUUCCAAUGAAACUUCCUAUUUGCUGCCUCCAAACCGGGAGGCCUGGGAAGAGCGAGGCGUCCCUGACUUUGUCUAUGGACCGAAGGAGCUCACGCGGGAAGGGGUUCAGUGGCCGGGGACCCCGCCCGGCCCCCCGGACACACGGCCUCCUCCGUCUCCUUUCGACUCUGCGCUCUGCUCUGCCUGGAGACAGCGGAUGGAGCUGGGCCUGUUCCGCUACCGCCUUGGGGAGCUGCAGACCCGCACGCUCCCCGGCCCCGUGGGCUUCGUGGCCCAGCUGAAUGUGGAACGAGGGGUGCAGAGGAGGCGCCCCCAGAACAUCAGGAGCGUCAGGCAGGCCUUUGACCCCCAAGAGUUUAACUUCAACAAAAUCCGGCCGGGGGAAAUUCUCUUCCGUUUGUGCCGCCGGGACCCCGAUCCCCCGGGGGGUCCCCAGGAUGUGGAUGUCCUCGUGAUGAUCAACGUGAGCCCCCUGGAGCGGGGCCACGUGCUGCUGGUGCCCGAGCCCGCCCGGGGGCUCCCGCAGCGCCUGCUGCCCUGCGCGCUCCGGGCCGGGCUGGAGGCCGUGCUGCUGAGCUUGCACCCUGGCUUCCGCGUCGGGUUCAACAGCCUGGGCGGCUUGGCCUCCGUCAACCACCUCCACCUGCACGGCUAUUACCUGGCCCACAGGCUGCCCGUCGAGGGGGCCCCAAGCGAGCCCCUGGACCCUGGGGGUCGUGUGCACCUGCUCUGGGCUGUCCCGGCUCCCGGCUUCCUCUAUUACGCCCGCGGGCCGGGGCCGUGCUUGGAAGCGCUCAUCGGCAGGGUGUGUCGCGCCACGGACUAUCUGACGGACCACAAGAUCGCCCACAACGUGUUUGUGACCCGGGGUGCGCCCCCUGGGGAGGCAUCCUUCUCCCCGACCCUCACGGGGGUCCGGGUGAUCCUCUGGCCCCGCAAGGCCAGCUUCGGGGUAAAGGAAGGUGAGGCGUUCAACGUGGCCCUCUGCGAGCUAGCCGGGCACCUUCCUGUGAAAACGGCCCAGGACUUCAGCGGCCUGACCGAGGCGGCCGCCCUGGCCCUCAUCCAGGACUGUCUGCUGCCCCCAGCGCAGGCGGCGGAGAAUCUAAAGGAUGGAGCGAAGCCCCUCCAAAACCAGUGA